CCAAGAUGGUCGUCGGCGCCUUCCCAAUCGCCAAGCUCCUCUACCUCGGAGUGAAACAGAUGAGCAAGCCCGUCGCCAACCGAAUAAAAGCUGGGGCCCGGAGGAGCGAGUUUUUCAAGAAUUACAUCUGUUUGCCGCCGGCACAGCUGUACCACUGGAUCGAGAUGAGAACCAAGAUGCGGAUCAUGGGCUUCCGUGGGGCCAGCAUUAAACCACUGAACGAGGAUGCGGCGGCAGAGCUGGGCGCAGAGCUGCUGGGCGAGACGCUGGUCUUCCUUGUGGGCGGGGGGUGCAUGGUGCUGGAGUAUACCAGGCAGGCGGCUAACUCGCGUCGCAAGGAGGACGAGUUCAACCAGACGCUCACCAGCCUACAGACUCAAGUAGCCGAGCUCACUUUCACUACAGAGACGCUAAGCGCUCAGCUGAGAGAGGUGAACAGGCAGCUGGUCUCCUUUCCCACGCCAACCAAAAAGUGAUUUUUGUAAAGGUGGUACGCGAAGGGACAUGAGAACACAUGAUUGCCACAUGAAAAGCCUGAAGCUGCCACUUCACAUAUUGCCACCCCGCAAGGAGGAAUAAGUGGACAUAACAUCAGGGAGCUGCGAGUUGUCAUUAGCUCGUGUUCGGAGCAACUGUGUGCAAAAAAAAAGGGGAUUACUAUGAUAUUCAUAGUCUAUUUUCUGUGGUGGACGUUGCAUGCUCAUUACAAAGUCAAAUGACUGUGUGGAGAAUUGCAUCGACAUUCAUAAAUUAAUAUAUCUGAUAACAGUGACGUUUUUUAUUUUGAUGACUUGGGAGAGGUGUUGUUAAUGAUGAACAUCCCUCUCAAUAGAAAAAAGCUCAGUCAAAAUCACUGUGAAUCACUUUGCUGGUUUAUGUGGAGCUGAAUGAAUGAUGGUGUAAAAUAAAGACGAUAAAGGAAUUAAUAGUGAGUUUGUACAAA
Messenger RNA from Phycodurus eques (leafy seadragon), 943 nucleotides. It is a transcript of the gene opa3, whose product is annotated as outer mitochondrial membrane lipid metabolism regulator OPA3. The coding region runs from base 6 to 476 and encodes 156 amino acids. Lineage: Eukaryota; Metazoa; Chordata; Actinopteri; Syngnathiformes; Syngnathidae. The transcript has 2 exons. Gene Ontology annotation, biological process: regulation of lipid metabolic process. The record is from RefSeq and is a predicted model, not a curated record. Gene Ontology annotation, cellular component: mitochondrion.